This is a messenger RNA of Alosa sapidissima (American shad), 630 nucleotides long. RefSeq lists its product as uncharacterized. The record is from RefSeq and is a predicted model, not a curated record. The transcript has 6 exons. The coding region runs from base 1 to 630 and encodes 209 amino acids. NCBI's taxonomy places the organism in Eukaryota, Metazoa, Chordata, Actinopteri, Clupeiformes, Clupeidae.
AUGUUCUAUUUUGCAAGACAGCAUCAGCUCUGUUUUUUAAAUAAAAUGUGCAGUGAUCUAGAUUUGAGAUCUAAAUUGUUCCUUGGAAUGCUCUGGUCAAUUUCUGCUAUACUUUUUCUGUUUGCAGUACUGGAUAAUUAUCUUGACAGUUAUCAUUGUCAUAAUUACCCUAAUAACAACUCUGUCAGUGUUGUGGAUUUUCUUGUGUCAUUCCUAGCUUGGAGAAUGCUUGUGAAAGUAAAGUACAGAGAAAAGCAGAAAUAUGUCAAGGUUACUAACAGUGAUGGGACCUGUGACUACCAGCAGUUCCACCAAGCAGAUUCUUCUGGGACAGAAGUGGACCUGGACAUCUUUUCUGAACUGUUGAAGAAGGGGGAGGAUUUGUUCAAGGUGUUUGUGAAUGAUAUCCGUGUGAGACUCCAAACAAGAAAAUUAGAAGGGAUGACCAGAGUCACAGAGAAGCAGUCAAAAAUAAAGCCAGGGGGGGAAAAGAUUUUUCAAGAGUACACUAAAACUAAGUCACUGUCAGAUGGAACCAGGAGACAGCUUGUGAAUAUCUUGGUUGCUGACAUGGUGGAGGUGCAUGGAUGGUCAAUAAAGCUUGACGGCUGGAUCAGGAUCGGUGAUUAA